Molecule: messenger RNA, 3438 nt
Organism: Cyphellophora europaea CBS 101466
Lineage: Eukaryota; Fungi; Ascomycota; Eurotiomycetes; Chaetothyriales; Cyphellophoraceae
Exons: 1
Coding region: 1-3438 (1145 amino acids)
Source: RefSeq, a predicted model, not a curated record
AUGAACAGUACUCUGAAAGCUGAGGCUGUCUCCUUUCACCCUGUCUCGAGCAUUCAGAGCACUUUGAACGCUGAGGCUGUGCCAUUUGACCCGAUUCCGAAGGUCCAGAGCAGCAUGAAAAAUGCGGCUACUGUCUUCGUGCCCCUUCCGAAGAUGAAGAGCACCCUGCACGCCGAAGCUGCAAGUUUUACGCCCACUUCCCAGUCGACAGCUACGGUCGUCACUAAUAUUGCGAAGCCGACCUUCAACCCUGAGGCUGCUGCCUUCAUCCCUGGUCCCUAUACCAGUAUCAAGAUCGACGUCGCAACCAGCCUGAACGACUGGGUCUUCAGCUCUGAUCCUGAGGCACCCGCGUUCCUGCCCGCUGUCCAGGCCGUCGAGAAUCCCCAGCGCGAACAGGAGUUUGACUUAUGCGGUAGCGCCAAUCCCUGCGAUUCCUGCGCUAUACCGCUGCCGACUUCCAACAUUUGCGCGGAACAGUCUUUCUGCAUUCUCAAUCCCGAAGCUGACAUAUUCGCUCAAAAUCGUGGAGACACAGAAUUGGAGUGUUCCAUAUCCAGUUUUAAGCCUGAAGCUGCCGCCAUUGUUCCGAAUGCCAGCAAUCUGCAGUCAGAAGGUUUCUCGGCCGGUCUUGACCUCGAUCUCGAUAUCGAGGCUGCUAGCCUCACUCAAGGUGCCAGCACGUGGGCAAUACCAUCGUCGCCUCCUUCCCCCGCUCCAUCUACGAUUCAUCCCGGCCCAGAAGCAGAGAGCGCCGCAGGUAAUGCAUACAUCCCAUCUCCUGAACACGAAUUCUUUGGCAAUGAUGGCUACUUCCCCAUACUUACACCCUACGAAUUUUAUUACUACUACGAUGCCCAUCACCUUAAUUGGCUUGGUCAUCCCAUUGAGGAGAAGUCCUUUACACGUCCUGCAACUUCACUGGCUAUCAUCAUGAGUAAGCCGAAACUAUUGAACAGACCAUUGGAGGAAAACGACAAUUAUCAGCUGCAGGUGCUCUUGAAGAGUGCCUUCCGCUAUAUCGAUCCUGUUGUGUUCACUGGCAGUCGGGAGAUAUUAAAGCUUGGUGGUACUAAGCUUGAGAAUGCUGCCAUUGGCCAAGCCCAGAAGUUUUACUCGCCUUGUGGUUGGUGGCAAGACGAUCACUACGGCCAGGACGAGGAUAUUCCAGAGCCUGAUCCUGAGGAUGAGAACGCAUAUGGUCCCGAAGAUGUGGUCUUCAACGGCUGCAGCAACGAUACUGAUGUUGUGAUGCCUGGUCAAUACUUCCUGCGUGCGCACAUGAAAUUUGCCCAAGAAAUUGGAGAGAUGAGUGUGGUGCAGAAAGGCCGUCGCGAGUACAUGCGCGAACACCGUGGUACCAUGAUCCCAGGGUCUGCCUUGAGGAAUGUUUCCAAUAUAUCGGAUUUGGACCCAUUCGAGCAACCUCUCCGUGACUGGGCCUAUGAGGUGGAGGACAUAGAUGGUCUUGGUUCCCAAAACGUCGCACGGGAGCUGGAGCAGAUUCGCGACGGGCUGAAGAUAGCUAAGCCCGAGCGUUCAUUUCCUGCGAGAGUAAUUAAGUCUGAGGAGGAAAGUGAUCCACAACACCAGGCUCAGUCGGUUCAGAAGGUCGACUUGAAGGACCAUGAGCUCGAUGGGCAUCCCAACGGUGGCUCUGGCGGCUGUGCCGUCAGCAACGAAUCAGGAGUAUGUGUUCUGGAUUUAGUCAGUGAAGAGACCGAGAGCCCGAGCAGUCUCGAAGGCUGUCUGCAAGCCGAACCUCUGACUCCCAGCAAGUUUGUCGACCUGGAUGCUGCUGUAGUUCUGGCUUCAACAACGCCUAUCGACGCUGGAAUGAGUGCUUUUGAGCCCGGGGACGAGUUCACGGAGCUAAUCGAGGACAAGUGGUUCAGCCAGGACAUCGGAACUCAAACGCGAGCCGUUUUCGAUGUCGGUGGCCACGCUACCAUUGUCAGCGUUGUCGAGGCGUCCUCAAACAACGAGCUUACUGUCCCUAACCCUGCUGAGGACAAUGACGAGCCCGCCAGCUCUUAUGAGGAUGCUGUCUGUUCGUCUCCCUCUCCCUCUACAGCCUCACCAGCUGAGGAGGCUUGGCAUAAAGGGGAAGUCACCAAAUAUGCCACGGCUCAGCGCCCAGUGAGCGGUCUCUGGCUUAGCACAAAGCUCAAUGGCAGCUCUGUGCAAGGGCAGAAUGAGGUUCUUGUCACAGAGCCAUCAAAAACGGUCCAGAAGCUUCUGCCUGCGCCCAGCAGUGACUGUUCUUCUACCAACGUCAUCUGCAGCACUUCACUCAGUGACUUCCCUUUGCCAUGUGGUCACAACUUGUCAUCAACCUCAUUACCUCUGGCACCAUCUUCUCUGAUCGACCCUCAGAGACUUCUCCGCCGACCUGCCACCUUAGUUCACACUCCCUCAACCGCAACAGCUAUGGCACCAUCACCACUCAUCCUCUCCGCGCAGACGCAAUCGCAAUUUGACGGGUUCUCAGGCUUUCAUGGCGCCGCUCUCUUGCAGCUCGAUGUGAGCACCGCUACCGCAGCUGGUUCGACAGAGCGACAAUAUGAGUACACACCUACCUCCCUCCAGUCUCGCCAUGAUCCCACAAUGCGCCUCGGAGUUGUCACUUCUGGCACGCCUGAGAUUACUGAGUCACCGCACUCCGACGAGGGCGAGAGUGCCGAACUUAGUACUCCUACGCCACUGGCCUCAACACACAACUUGGGAAUAGGUGUCAGAGCCGGACAUGGGAGCCAAGUUGCAGCCCUGACGCCUCAUAGCACGCCAACUCCGGCCAUGCGGGCACUGUCUAAGAUCAAGAAGCGCGGUGAACAGGUCACCAAGACUUCUACAAGCCAGGACGAUCAGCGAGCGACCUCCCCUAUGCCUGUCAUGCCAUCUCCACCCGUUCGUGCGCCAGCACAGCUUGUCGACAGCAACUCUGCGGAACUUUCAUUUGCCGAUGCCCUGAACAUAACGCCCCCCUGGGUUGCAGCUCGCCGUGCAGACCACAGCAGACCUGGCCAGCGUGCGCCUGAGAUUCCAACUGCAGCGCCAUCGACGCCCGUCCGUGCUUCGGCUCAGCUCGCUAACAACGACUCGCCUGAGGUCUCUUUUGCCGAAGCACUCAACAUCACGCCUCCGCAGGUUGCUGCCCGACGUGAUGCUCGCGCAAAUGCUGCAAAUGGCCGCGCUUCCCGCCGAGAUAUCGAAUCUUCGCCCGCCAGAGGCCGCGCCGCUCGUCGUCGCUACGCCAACUGCCUAAAGCUGCGACCUACCACUGGCUCGGUGGGAGUCACGCCUACGACCGCGAGUGGCAUCAUUCGUCGGAUGCGCGACUCGAAGCCCCAACAGGAGCAGAACGAUGGCCUGAUCACCAAGAUGUGGAAAGGCUUCAAGGGCGUCUUUGGCAAGGAGAUCAACGUGCUGCGAUACUAG